Messenger RNA from Choloepus didactylus (southern two-toed sloth), 5116 nucleotides. RefSeq names its product phosphatidylinositol-4,5-bisphosphate 3-kinase catalytic subunit delta (gene PIK3CD). Bases 296 to 3430 code for a protein of 1044 amino acids. Gene Ontology annotation, biological process: phosphatidylinositol-mediated signaling; phosphatidylinositol-3-phosphate biosynthetic process; phosphatidylinositol 3-kinase/protein kinase B signal transduction. Gene Ontology annotation, molecular function: 1-phosphatidylinositol-4-phosphate 3-kinase activity; 1-phosphatidylinositol-3-kinase activity. The transcript is spliced from 24 exons. Gene Ontology annotation, cellular component: plasma membrane; phosphatidylinositol 3-kinase complex; cytoplasm. Lineage: Eukaryota; Metazoa; Chordata; Mammalia; Pilosa; Megalonychidae. The record is from RefSeq and is a predicted model, not a curated record.
CGCCGCCCCGCCUUGCCCUCGGGCCCCUGCGGGCUCCGCGCCGCCGCCGGGAGGUUGGCGCCCGCACCGUCACGCCGGGACCCGCCCGCCGCGUCCCCGGGGCAACCGUCUCCAGGGAGACUGCGCCCCGCCCCCGGCACCGGCUCCCGACAGAUAAAGAGCUCGGGGUGAGCAAGGCGGAAUGACACUCACCGAUUCCGAUGCCCCUUUAACCUGCCAGGCGGAGGAGCGUCUGCUGCUGGUCUCUCUUGGAUCAUUCCAGAGAGGGCAGGUGGUGUGUGAGCAGUAGAGCAGGAUGCCUCCUGGGGUGGAGUGCCCCAUGGAAUUCUGGACCGAGGAGGAAAACCAGAGCGUGGCGGUUGACUUCUUGCUGCCCACGGGGGUCUACCUGAACUUCCCGGUGUCCCGCAAUGCCAACCUCAGUACCAUCAAGCAGGUGCUGUGGCACCGCGCCCAGUACGAGCCGCUCUUCCACAUGCUCAGCGACCCCGAGGCCUACGUGUUCACCUGCGUCAACCAGACGGCCGAGCAGCAGGAGCUGGAGGACGAGCAGCGGCGGCUCUGCGACAUCCAGCCCUUCCUGCCGGUGCUGCGCCUGGUGGCCCGCGAGGGCAACCGAGUCAAGAAGCUCGUCAACUCGCAGAUCAGCCUCCUCAUCGGCAAAGGCCUCCACGAGUUCGACUCCCUGCGCGACCCAGAGGUGAACGACUUCCGCGCCAAGAUGCGCCAGUUCUGCGAGGAGGCGGCCGCCCGCCGGCAGCAGCUGGGCUGGGAGGCCUGGAUGCAGUACAGCUUCCCCCUGCAGCUGGAGCCCUCGCCGCAGAGCUGGGGCGCCGGCACCCUGCGGGUCCCCAACCGGGCCCUGCUCGUCAACGUCAAGUUCGAGGGCAGCGAGGAGAGCUUCACCUUCCAGGUGUCCACCAAGGACGUGCCCCUGGCGCUGAUGGCCUGCGCCCUCCGGAAAAAGGCCACGGUGUUCCGCCAGCCCCAGGUGGAGCGGCCCGAGGACUACACGCUGCAGGUGAACGGGAAGCAUGAGUUCCUCUACGGCAGCUACCCCCUCUGCCAGUUCCAGUACGUGUGCAGCUGCCUGCACAGCGGGCUGACCCCCCACCUGACGAUGGUGCACUCCUCCUCCAUCCUCGCCCUGAGGGACCAGCAGAGCAACCCAGCCCCCCAAGUCCAAAAGCCGCGCGCCAAGCCGCCCCCCAUUCCCAUGAAGAAGCCCUCCUCUGUGUCCCUGUGGUCCCUGGAGCAGCCAUUCUGCAUCGAGCUGGUCCAGGGCAGCAAAGUCAACGCAGACGAGCGCAUGAAGCUGGUGGUCCAGGCCGGGCUCUUCCAUGGCAACGAGAUGCUGUGCAAGACGGUGUCCAGCUCGGAGGUGAGCGUGUGCUCGGAGCCCGUGUGGAACCAGCGGCUGGAGUUCGACAUCAGCGUCUGCGACCUGCCGCGCAUGGUGCGCCUCUGCUUCGCGCUGUACGCCGUGAUCGAGAAGGCCAAGAAGGCGCGCUCCACCAAGAAGAAGUCCAAGAAGGCGGACUGCCCCAUCGCCUGGGCCAACCUCAUGCUCUUUGACUACAAAGACCAGCUCAAGACUGGGGAGCGCUGCCUCUACAUGUGGCCCUCGGUCCCAGAUGAGAAAGGGGAGCUGCUGAAUCCCAUGGGGACCGUGCUGGGGAACCCCAACACUGAGAGUGCUGCUGCCCUGGUCAUCUGCCUCCCCGAGGUGGCCCCCCACCCCGUAUACUACCCUGCCCUGGAGAAGGUCCUGGAGCUGGGGCGACACGGGGAGCACGCACGCUUCACCGAGGAGGAGCAGCUGCAGCUGCGGGAGAUCCUGGAGCGGCGGGGGUCCGGGGAGCUGUACGAGCACGAGAAGGACCUGGUGUGGAAGAUGCGCCACGAGAUCCAGGAGCGCUUCCCGGAGGCGCUGGCCCGGCUGCUGCUGGUCACCAAGUGGAACAAGCACGAGGACGUGGCCCAGAUGCUCUACCUGCUGUGCUCCUGGCCGGAGCUGCCGGUGCUGAGUGCCCUGGAGCUGCUGGACUUCAGCUUCCCAGACCGCCACGUGGGCUCCUUCGCCAUCAAGUCCCUGCGGAAACUGACGGACGACGAGCUGUUCCAGUACCUGCUGCAGCUGGUGCAGGUGCUCAAGUACGAGUCCUACCUGGACUGCGAGCUGACCAAGUUCCUGCUGGACCGCGCCCUGGCCAACCGCAAGAUCGGCCACUUCCUCUUCUGGCACCUCCGCUCCGAGAUGCACGUGCCCUCGGUGGCCCUGCGCUUCGGCCUCAUCAUGGAGGCUUACUGCAGGGGCAGCACCCACCACAUGCAGGUGCUGAUGAAGCAGGGGGAAGCUCUGAGCAAACUGAAGGCCCUGAAUGACUUUGUCAAAGUGAGCUCCCAGAAGACCACCAAGCCCCAGACCAAGGAGCUCAUGCACCUGUGCAUGCGGCAGGAGACCUACCUGGAGGCCCUCUCCCACCUGCAGUCGCCGCUCGACCCCAGCACCCUGCUGGCUGAAGUCUGUGUGGAGCAGUGCACCUUCAUGGACUCCAAGAUGAAGCCCCUGUGGAUCAUGUACAGCGGCGAGGAGGCGGGCGGCGAGGGCAGCGUGGGCCUCAUCUUCAAGAACGGGGACGACCUGCGCCAGGACAUGUUGACUCUGCAGAUGAUCCAGCUCAUGGACGUCCUGUGGAAGCAGGAGGGGCUGGACCUGAGGAUGACACCCUAUGGCUGCCUCUCCACCGGGGACCGCACGGGCCUCAUUGAAGUCGUGCUUCACUCGGACACCAUUGCCAACAUCCAGCUGAACAAGAGCAACAUGGCGGCCACGGCUGCUUUCAACAAGGACGCCCUGCUCAACUGGCUCAAGUCCAAGAACCCAGGGGAGGCCCUGGACCGAGCCAUCGAGGAGUUCACCCUCUCCUGCGCCGGCUACUGCGUGGCCACCUACGUGCUGGGCAUCGGCGACCGGCACAGCGACAACAUCAUGAUCCGCGAGAGCGGGCAGCUGUUCCACAUUGACUUUGGCCACUUUCUGGGGAAUUUCAAGACCAAGUUUGGAAUCAACCGCGAGCGAGUCCCUUUCAUCCUCACCUAUGACUUUGUGCAUGUGAUCCAGCAGGGGAAGACGAAUAACAGUGAGAAAUUUGAAAGGUUCCGGGGCUACUGCGAGAGAGCCUACACCAUCCUGCGCCGCCACGGGCUGCUCUUCCUGCACCUCUUUGCCCUGAUGCGGGCGGCCGGCCUGCCGGAGCUCAGCUGCUCCAAGGACAUCCAGUAUCUCAAGGACUCUCUGGCUCUGGGAAAAACCGAGGAGGAGGCGCUAAAGCAUUUCCGAGUCAAGUUUAACGAAGCCCUCCGGGAGAGCUGGAAAACCAAAGUGAACUGGCUGGCUCACAACGUUUCCAAGGAUAACAGGCAAUAGCAGCCCCUCCCCGGCCCCCCAGUCCCUCCUCGCCCUGCGCUGGAGAUGAGGCCGACCUGCCACCCGGGGAGCCGGGACCCCCCCGGCCGUUCUUUGGGAGCCUCAAAGCCUGACCUGCAGCUCAUGGGAAAGAACCUGCACAACUGCCUUUGUUUACACUGAAAGAAAUCCUCAUGGUUAUUUAUUUACGAUUUGGAACGUUGAAGGGGCUCAACAGCCAUAAGCGGAAAUGGUCCCUUUGGGCUCAGCAGGGAGGACUGUGUCCGCCAGUGACUCGCGUCAGAACCCCCGGCACCCCAAGGCCGCACCUGGCUCCUGGCUGAGGCGCGUAAGCCCCGUCUUCCAGCUGGUGGGUCUGCACCCAGCAAAGACUCGCUUCCUCCCCGGGGAGCCUGCCUUCCUCCCAGAUCCCCCCGACCACGAGGUCACCUGGUGCCUACCACCUCCCCCGUCAGAUCACCUCCUGUCACCCCGUGUUUCCCACCCCUGUGUCCGCUCCACCGACUGUGAGCUCCAGGCACCCAGAGGAAGCCUGGGCACCCUCCAGAUUCAGGGAUGCUUGCGUUUUGUUCUUAAAGUAACUCUUGGUACGAGAAUUCUCUCAUUUCUCUGCUGUAAAGCAAUUUUGUUUGCGGGUAAGGAAAAAAAAAUAGCCUAACUACUUACUGAACCUCUGUGGCUCAGAACUGACCCAGCCUCCGUGAAAUAAGACAUGCCGGGCCUCAAGAUGUGCUUUAAAAUGUUUAAAAAAAGAGAUUAGAGUGUGUCUCUCUGCUCAUCCUGGUCUCAGGCAAGGGGAAGGCAGGUCAAAGAGAAUUUGUGCAAUUCCCUGUGCCUCUUCAAGCAGGGGAAGCCCUGCACUCCCCUUUCCAGAAGGGAAAAGUUUACUUCCGAAAGCCUGCUGUGAGAGUAAUCAGGUGCGAGAAGCAGGAUGCUGUGGAAUUUGACUUAGCGUGGACAGGGCCAGGCUUAGCCUUGGGCCUCAGGGUACAGCGAGGCUGGCUCAGCCGUUUCCAAAUGCCUGGGUCUGCGAAGCUCUAAAAUGCAGAUUCCUGGGCUUCUCCCAGCCUCCAGAAGCAGACUCUGGAGCUGGGGCUUGGAAAGUGGUUUUUAGACACCCACAGGUAGCAGCAGGCUCGGGACCCACCUGGCCAGACUGCUGACCCCUCAAAGGCCUUCCAGAGCCCGGGCUCAGGUGCGCAGCUUAUAAGAGCCCAGUUUGGGGUUAGAGGCAAGAGGAGGGGGCUGCUCCCUGUGGGCGGGGUGGCUGGCUGCGGGGGGGCUUUGCUGUCUGUCCAUCAGCAUCCGCUUCACCCACAGGGCGCCCGUCUCGUCUGCACUUUUUGUUCCAAAGUGUGCUGGAUUAGAUGCACCUCGCCCAUUCCGAAAUAAGAAAAGCCAAGUGUAUGUAUGUAUAUAUAUAUUAUGUUAUUUAUUUACAAGCAUCUGGGUGCCCCCUGGCAUGGGUGGCUGAUGUUGCACAUACACAGCAAUUUUGGUUUGGGUGUGUUCGUCUGUGUGCCUGGUAAGAAAAAAUAUUUUCUAUUUUUUUAAAUCAUUUAAUGUUUCUCUAUGGGGGAGGUGAGUUAAAUGUAACUGUUGUGGUCUGAGACGAGUGCUGUCUGAAACCUUGAAUAAUGAGAGGUAAAAACAGAUUAAAAAAAUAAAUAAGUCUUUUUUAUGUUA